Messenger RNA from Branchiostoma belcheri (Belcher's lancelet), 621 nucleotides. RefSeq lists its product as uncharacterized. The transcript is spliced from 5 exons. Bases 1 to 600 code for a protein of 199 amino acids. The record is from RefSeq and is a predicted model, not a curated record. Lineage: Eukaryota; Metazoa; Chordata; Leptocardii; Amphioxiformes; Branchiostomatidae. Gene Ontology annotation, cellular component: membrane.
AUGACGAUCUCUGUACAAGUCCAGCCCACGCCGAUCAGAUGUUCUGCCCUGUAUUUUGUCUACAACCAAAUCCAUGGCGACCGCGUAAACUUCACGGUCCGGUUGAUAUUUGCACACCUUUUCGGUCUUCAGUAUCCAGAUCUAGAGCUGACCAAGAUCGGAGAAACGGCGUCAAAUAUGAAGAUAGACGUUAAUUUGGCACUGAAGUUAGCAGAGUUGGUCUUUGGUCUCCUUGGCUGGACUAUCCUGUCCUCCGUACACAGUCUGUUCUCGUGGGGAGGGCAACACUGGGUGAUGUUCGUCCUGGUGACAUGCUGGUUCAUAACUCUGGCACUCCUCAUCUUGGAGAAAUCUAAAUACUUCUCCAACCGUAAAGUCAACUUGGUCUACGCCGUCACAGCCGCCUUGCUCUACGUCAUCGCUGCAGUUGUACGGUGCGUCAAUGCCGAUAGGUGGCGCUCUUGGACUGUGCUGGGCGUUGCCGUCAUCUAUCAGAGACAGGCAGUCGCUGCGGCGUUUGCCGUGUUGACCGCCAUUGCUUACUGCGUGGACGCCAUCCUGACCUUCAAAGAUCGACACAUUCAAGUUGCUGUGAAGUGAUCAUCGAAAUGUGUAAACGAA